AUGUCCGCCUUCUGCCUGGGCUUGGCCGGCCGCGCUUCAGCACCCGCCGAGCCGGACAGCGCCUGCUGCAUGGAGCUGCCCGCCGCGGCCGCGGACGCAGUCGGGAGUCCAGCCGCCGCCGCCCUCAUCUCCUUCCCGGGGGGGCCCGGGGAGCUGGAACUGGCGUUAGAGGAGGAGCUGGCGCUGCUGGCUGCCGGGGAAAGGCCGUCCGACCCUGGGGAGCAUUCUCAGGCCGAGGUCGGGCCUCCGGCCGAGGGGUCCGUACUGCAGCCGCCACCCGCCCAGGAUCCCGAGCUGCUGUCGGUAAUCCGGCAAAAGGAGAAGGAUCUGGUGUUGGCUGCCCGGCUGGGCAAGGCGUUGCUCGAGAGGAACCAGGACAUGAGCCGGCAGUACGAGCAGAUGCACAAGGAGCUGACAGACAAGCUGGAGCACUUAGAACAAGAGAAACACGAACUGCGAAGACGAUUUGAGAACCGAGAAGGGGAAUGGGAAGGGCGUGUGUCAGAGCUGGAGAGUGACGUGAAACAGCUUCAGGAUGAGUUGGAGAGGCAGCAGGUUCAUCUGCGGGAAGCAGAUCGAGAAAAAACACGGGCCGUCCAGGAAUUAUCAGAACAGAACCAGAGGUUAUUGGAUCAACUCAGCAGGGCAUCAGAAGUUGAGAGACAACUCUCCAUGCAAGUCCAUGCCCUCAGAGAAGACUUCCGGGAGAAAAACUCCUCAACCAACCAGCACAUCAUCAGGCUUGAAAGCCUUCAGGCUGAGAUCAAGAUGCUGUCGGAUCGGAAACGGGAGCUGGAGCAUCGUCUCAGUGCCACCUUAGAGGAGAAUGACCUGCUCCAGGGGACUGUGGAGGAGCUACAGGACCGGGUGCUGAUUCUGGAGAGGCAAGGCCAUGACAAAGACCUACAGCUGCAUCAGAGCCAGCUGGAGCUCCAGGAGGCACGACUCUCCUACCGACAGCUGCAGGUGAAGGUAGACGAGCUCACGGAGGAGAGGAGCCUGCAGAGCUCCGCGGCCACCAGCACGUCCCUUCUGUCCGAGAUAGAACAGAGCAUGGAGGCCGAGGAGCUGGAGCAAGAGAGGGAGCAGCUGAGACUGCAGCUCUGGGAGGCCUAUUGCCAAGUUCGCUAUCUCUGCUCGCACCUCCGGGGGAAUGACAGUGCUGACUCGGCCGUCUCCACGGACUCCUCGAUGGACGAGUCUUCAGAGACUUCAUCUGCCAAGGAUGUGCCGGCCGGCAGCUUGCGCAUGGCCCUGAGCGAGCUCAAGAGGCUGAUACAGAGCAUCGUGGAUGGCAUGGAGCCCACGAGCUCCCGGAGAAUUGACGAUGACUCCUUAGAAGAACAGAUAAGGCAGACCAGUGAGGACUCAAGAGCCCUAAGGGAACUCAUGGAGGGAGAGAGGGGUAAACUGAGGCAAAGCCUAGAGGAGCUGCAGCAACUCCACAGUCAGGUGACGCUGCUGAGUGUGGAGAUGACUGCACUGAAGGAGGAGAGAGACCGACUCAGAGUGACAUCUGAGGACAAGGAGCCAAAGGAGCAGCUUCAGAAGGCCAUCCGGGACCGCGACGAGGCCAUUGCAAAGAAGAAUGCUGUGGAGCUGGAACUCACCAAGUGCAAGAUGGACAUGAUGUCUCUGAACAGCCAGUUGCUGGAUGCCAUUCAGCAGAAACUGAACCUCUCGCAGCAGCUUGAGGCUUGGCAGGACGACAUGCACAGGGUCAUUGACCGGCAGCUGAUGGACACGCACCUGAAGGAACAGAGCCGGCCUGCUGCUGCCCUCCCCAGGGCCCACGGCGCGGGGCGUGGGGACGAGCCCAGCACCGCCGAAGGCAAGCGGCUCUUCUCAUUCUUCAGGAAAAUUUAGGUCGGGAGGAGUCAGGCCAGCAGGGAUGGGUACACUGAGGGGACUGAGCGUGCGAGGCCCCAGCAACACCAUGCUUGCACACGAGGGCUCCCCUGGGCCAGCUCAGCGGCCGCACUGCCCACCCACACUGGGGCCCAGUCAUCCAGAAGAGCCCAUGCGGCCUCUGAUGGCUGCCCUCGACAGAGGGACAGGCAGGACCCCUGUCCCUACUGCCAGGCCACGCCUGGCCUAGGCUGCCCCCGGAUCCUGCUGCCCCAGGAGCGGCCCCUUGGGCUCUGCCACGCAGACGCAGAUGAUCAUGGCCCACCCCGCCCACCCCUCGGGGGCUCCCCCAUCCCACCCCAGGCACUGCCGCCCUCCUAUUUUGGAAUACGGGGAACAGAAGGAAUGGAGGCCAUCUCUGCGUGCCUCAGGAAGCCGUCAUGGCCCCCGGCUGGCCUGUGCUGUGGGGAUGGGGGUUACUAGUCCUCUGGGACAGCAGGUCCAAGGCUGAGCCUCCUCUGGCCCAGAAAGGAAGGGGGAGGCGGCUCCUCACCCACGUGCAUGCACCUCUGCCUGGAGCACCUCUGCGGCAGGAGGCCGGGCCUGCGGGGCCUGACCAGCCGGGGCUGUUCUCUUGCAUUCGGCCACCGCUGGGCUCUCCGGGGGCUUGACUGUUGCCAUCCCAAGGUCAGGAGGAAGAAGGGCCCUGCCCUACCCCCCAUCCACUCUCCGCUGCCACUGUUCUCCCUCCCUGGCCUCAGGGCCGCCGGUGUUUUCAUGGGCCCCUCUGCGGGUGUCAGCCCUCCAGUCCUUGCCUCCUCACGGCCGGAGCGGGGUCUGCUCCUCCUCCCACGGCCCCCGGUUCCCCUCACACAUACAAGUUCUUGGCUCGGCCAAGGGAGUCCAGGCCACAGAAUGGCCCCCGAGGGGUCUGCGGUCAGCCACUUCCAGCUCGAGGGCAGCACUGGCACCACAGGGCGGAUGCCACCAGAUACUGCCCCCCAGGCCUGUGGAAGGCUGAAUCCUGCAACCUGCUGCUUCUGCUCCUUCCUCAGCAGCCACCCCACGCGCUCUGCUGAGGCCCUCCCUCAGAGGCCCCCGGGCUGAGCCAGCCCGCACGCUGCUUUACCAAGGAUCAUCUCCCUCCCUCACAUGGGAAAAGCACAGCAGGGAUGAGCGGCAAGAAUGUACCUAUAGAUAUGUACAUACCACAGUGCUGUAAUUUUGUAUGUAGCAAUCCUGUAAAUACAUGUACGGAUUUUAUAAUAUACAUAUUCUAUAUAAAUCUAUAAAGGCAUAUUUUUAGAAAAACAGCACACCACUGCUUCUUUUGAAAAUAGUCAAAGAAUAAAAUGAAUUUCUACAGAG
This is a messenger RNA of Neogale vison (American mink), 3216 nucleotides long. It is a transcript of the gene BICDL1, whose product is annotated as BICD family like cargo adaptor 1. Bases 1 to 1866 code for a protein of 621 amino acids. Lineage: Eukaryota; Metazoa; Chordata; Mammalia; Carnivora; Mustelidae. The record is from RefSeq and is a predicted model, not a curated record. The transcript has 10 exons. Gene Ontology annotation, biological process: vesicle transport along microtubule; Golgi to secretory granule transport.